UUUAAGCUGUCUCUCUUUCAACGUCGCAUCGAUAUAUUAAAAUGGCUUCCUCUUCGGCCCACCUGAACCACCACCACCAACUUCCAAACAUCAACGGUGGAGCCACGGCGGCUCCUCCACCAACUCCAUCGUGCGCACUUCCCAACACCACCACCAAGUCAGAGUCAACCGCCGACGCUCUCUCCCGCCUCUUCAACCGUCUCCCUCCUAACCUCUCACUCCCCAACCGCCGCUCCUCCGUCCUAUCCUCCACCGUUGCAUCUCUGCCGACAGUAACUUUCUCCACCGAGAGCCGCGGCGAUCUUAUCUCCGCCGCUACAGAGUUCGGCUACUUCCAACUCGUUGACUCGGAUACUAUCCUCCCUUCUGGACUCGCUGAAGCUGCCGAGUCCGAAGCUCUCUCGCUCAUAGAGCUAAGUGAGGAGGAGAAGGAAACAACGUUUCCAAAGAACUGGCCACUUGGCUACGAAGCCGACGCUGAAACGCCGUCGUUUUGCUUAGAUGCAGACUGUACAACCGAGUCGGGCGAGAAAGGCUUAAAGCUAAGUUCACUGGGCGAGUUCACUCGGUGUCUGGAGAAAGUUGGGCUGAAGACUGUAGAGAUGCUGGCGAGCGCGUUAGGGUUCAAGAACCCGGUUGGAGAUGAUUCGACCCGGUUUAGUACUAUGAUGUGGCUUAACCAAGAUGUUCCGGAUGAUAAACCGGCGAUAACCAACGGGUUUUAUCCGUUUGUUGUUUGUUUACAGUACCAGAUAAGGGAACAGAAGUAUUGUUUGCUGUCCGAGUCUGGCUGGGUGUCUGUAUCGCCUCGAGUUGAGUCGGUUCUUGUGACGUUGGGUGACAUUGCUCAGGUUUGGAGAAAUGGAGAGCUCAAAAGAGUGAGAUAUCGACCGGUGGGGUGCUCAGGAAAACUUGACGAUCCAAGAAAGUCUGUAACAAUGACAUUGAUGCUUACACUUCCCAUGGACUCUAUGGUUUCGCCACUGAGAGAUAUCAGUGACGGCGACAAAGAAGAAGAGUACGCAGAAGAGGAGGAAGGAGUAUCAAGAAGUGAUGAGAGAAAGGGAUUUAAGUCUUUUUGCUUUGAGGAUUACGCAUGGAGAGUAUACCAUGAGCGUCUCUUCUUCAAGGAUCCACUUGACAGAUACAGAAUCAAACCUUAGAAUUUUCUUAAGAAUUGUUGUUUAAUUUGUUUAUUUUGAAAUGGGACUAGGGACAAGUCUUCUUGUUACUUCUACUAUUCCACAAAAUCUGAGUGAUUUAAAAAGAAGAAGAAGAAUGAUAAUCAAACUUUUUGGUUACAACAAUGUCUCGAUGUCCAAAUUUAA
Messenger RNA from Brassica rapa (field mustard), 1328 nucleotides. RefSeq lists its product as uncharacterized. Lineage: Eukaryota; Viridiplantae; Streptophyta; Magnoliopsida; Brassicales; Brassicaceae. The record is from RefSeq and is a predicted model, not a curated record.